Messenger RNA from Salvelinus sp. IW2-2015, 2101 nucleotides. NCBI's taxonomy places the organism in Eukaryota, Metazoa, Chordata, Actinopteri, Salmoniformes, Salmonidae. The record is from RefSeq and is a predicted model, not a curated record.
AUGGUGCUCGGCAGCGGAGCCCCAAUCUCUGAGGACCUCCUCCCCCCAGGACACAGCCCUCAGAAGCCUGGCAUGGAGUUGACUCUCCCUGGCUUCAUCUCUGUCUUUGUGCCUGAGUUCCCACACCGUACAUUUCCUGGGCAAGAUGAUUUUCAGAUCCUGGGCUUCAUAGCCAAAGGCUCCGUUAGUCCUAUCUUGAAAGUAAAGGACAGGUCGAAGGAGAAGACUUAUGCAGUUAAGGUUUUACCCAAGUCUGAGAUACUGAAGCAUGGGGUCCUGGAACAGUCAAAGGAGGAUGUCAUCAUUCAGCGGCAGCUCAGCCACCCAUUCCUCCACAAUCUGCAGGACUGCUGGCAGACCCAGCGCCACCUCUUCAUUAUGUGUGAGUACUGCAGUACUGGAGACCUGUACACCUACUGGAUACUGAAGGGCCAGUUUGGGGAUGAUGAGGCUCGGGUGUUCGCUGCAGAGCUAGACUGUGCUUUGGGUUUCCUUCACGACUUUGGGAUCACGCAUAGGGAUGUGAAGAUUUUUUUAGAUGGAGAAUGUCCUUCUGUCUGACCAAGGUAAUGCUGGCUUAAUAAAUAUAUUCAUAUAUAUACCAUUUAGUAGACACUUUUAUCCAAAGCAGUUUACAGUACAGUCAUGCAUGUGUAGCACAUGGGGAUGUGUGAAACGUACUCCUCAGCCUUAAGUGUCCUGCUUGCGUCAUCUCAUUAGCUAGCUUUUGAGGUGGCGCGAUCGGCUAAGACGCGUGUAUUUUGUGAGGCAGAGAUCCUGAGUUCGCACCAGGUAUUGGCCGAAUCAGGAGGAAGUCGUACUCGCUAAACAAGCAUCGUGACGUUCUUUACACAUGCAUACAUUUGACGUAUGGUUUAGUUUACUUUCUACUGCAAAAAAAUAUAAGACAACACUAGAGGGCCUUAUAAUACAGUGGAAACUUCAGUGUUGUUGUUGUUGGGAAUAUUCUCGAAGAUAUUAUUUUUAUGGUGAAAGUAGUUUAAGCUUCAUAUUAGUCAGGUCGAAUAACCGGAAUUGGAUUUGUAUAGUACUGUAUGUAAAAUACUGCUGUAUCUGUUUGAUGCAGGCCAUCUGCGUUUAGCUGACUUUGGACUUUCUCGCCGUCUUGAGCAGGGCACAAGAGCAUUUACAAUUUGUGGGACAAUCCAAUACAUGGCUCCUGAAGUCCUGAGUGGGGGUCCCUACAGCCAUGCUGCUGAUUGGUGGUCUCUCGGCAUUCUGUUGUUCUCAAUGGUGACUGGAAAGGAACUGUGGUGGUGACCGCACAUCUUAAUUAAAUGAAUGUGAUGAUGUAAUAGUUGUUAGAAAGGUUGUUUUUCUUCUUCUUUUAAGCUGUCCUGUCAUGCAAAUCUAAAUGCUAGUCUAGAGAUGUUGUUGGUGCUAAUUCUGCCAUCUCCAUAGUUCCCUGUGCCUCCAGAGCCAGACCACUGCAACAUGCUGAGAAAGGUCAGAGACUGCCCAUACUCCAUACCCYAGACCUUCAGGCCUGCACUAGUUCUUCUGCUCACAGAGCUCCUAUGCAAGAACCCAGCCCAUCGCCUGCAUAGCCUGGAGCGCUUCAAAAGGCAGAUGUUUUUCCAUGGCACUUCCUUCGACUCUCAGCUACUACAGACCUGUUGAAUUAAUUAUUGAACUGAAGAACCAUCCUGAUCGUCCAGUCAAAGCAAUGCGGGGCCUGUCUAUGGACUACUUCCAGAACUUUGACUGUGACAUCCUUCUCUCCCCUACCAUCCCCACUGACCUGUCACCUACCUUGGCCAACAUUGACCUGAGCCAGGCUCUGGCUACAGCUCAGGGUUGUAGUGAAUGAGAUGUGCCUGUUCUACUUUGCCUCAAUACUGCCUGCAAAUUAAUGGAAACAUUUGAUAUAUACUUUGUACCACAUGUAUACUUGGUUGUGAAAAAGCUACUGUACAGUGCAUUUGGAAAGUAUUCAGACUCCUUGACUUUUUCCACAUUUUGUUACGUUAUGGCCUUAUUCUAAAAUGUAUUUKAUUGUUUUCUUCCCUCUUAAUCUACACACGAUACCCCAUAUAGACAAAGCAAAAACAGGUUUAGAAAAUUUAGCAAACAUAAAAAC